Molecule: messenger RNA, 798 nt
Organism: Cyclocybe aegerita
Lineage: Eukaryota; Fungi; Basidiomycota; Agaricomycetes; Agaricales; Hemipholiotaceae
Source: the annotation of a GenBank genome assembly
AUGUUCCAAUUGCCUGAAUCCCCUCGCUCAGUUGCUUCUCAUCUCUCGGACCUCUCAUGCUCUCCACCGAAACUUGACCCAAGCACUCUUGCCCUUCUGGACUCCUUCUUCAACGAAAAGGCCGAAGAAGAACGGCGGUUCAAUGAGAUUGCUGCUGAGCAAGCCGCAGCCAAAAUCGCAGGCUUGGCUCUGGAGAUCGGCGAAGAGAAGGCAGGGGAGAAACCUAUGGUGAGCGUUGCCGAUUUCCGCUUCGCCUUCAGUGAGGACUGGCAACUGAGCCAAUUUUGGUAUAGUGAGGCCUUCGCGAACCGACUCGCCGACUGCCUGCACUCCCUCUGCACUCCCACCACCAAAAUUGCCUUUGUGUGCUGCCCGACAGGCUUUGUUGCCUUCCAGCACAAGAAAAAGCUCGAAGGCGCAAGGCUGCUCGAAUUUGACCAGCGUUUUGCCGUGUUGUCUCCCUCGCAGUUCGUCCCGUACGACCUCAACGAGCCGGACGUGUUCCCCGAGGUAUUAAAGGAGAGCUUUGACCUCGUGGUUGUAGACCCUCCUUAUCUGAAUGAGGUGACGAACAGGCAGAUCGCCAAAACUCUGCGGCAAAUCCUGCAUCCGACAAAUGGGAAGCUGCUCGUCAUCACAUCAACAUCGGUGGAGGAUGUCUUGAGUGAUGUUUACGUUGAACAGCCCUUGGGUCCGCUGAAAAAGACCGCGAUAGACGUCGAGCACAAAAAACUGGCCAAUGACUUUGCGUGCUGGGGUUCUUGGGACGGUGCAGAGAAAUUAUCGCUGGAGCCAUAG